Drosophila rhopaloa is the source of this 497-nucleotide messenger RNA. RefSeq names its product putative cuticle collagen 145. Bases 1 to 411 code for a protein of 136 amino acids. Lineage: Eukaryota; Metazoa; Arthropoda; Insecta; Diptera; Drosophilidae. The transcript has 2 exons. The record is from RefSeq and is a predicted model, not a curated record.
AUGAGAACUGUAUACACAUUGGCUUUAAUCUGCUGCCUUGGCUUAAUGCACAGAGGUCAAGCUGUCGAAGAGGAGGUGUUUCCUGUGGGUCCACCAAUAAAUCAGAGGAGUAUCCGAGAGGUAAGCUCAUUUGCCUCGCCAGGACAGCCUGGUAGACCUGGACAAGGAAUACCUGGCCGACCUGGUUCGGGAAUACCUGGCCGACCUGGUUCGGGAAUACCUGGCCGACCUGGUCGACCAGGUCAACCAGGAAGUGCAGCCGGAUCAGGAUAUGGAGGAGCAGGAGGAAACGGAGGAGCAGGUGGAAAAGGAGGAGCAGGCAGGGGUGGAAUAAUUAGAGGGAAUUCGAGGAAAGGAAAGCGACCAGAUCCUAUGAGUUUACCUUACGACUUUAACUUAUAUAAAAUAUAACUUAAGAGAAAUUAUUUAUUUUUUUAAUAAAUUAACUUAUUUAUAUAUUCAAGUUCAAUAAAAAGCAUAGAAUAUCAAAAACAUAA